Cyphellophora europaea CBS 101466 is the source of this 1026-nucleotide messenger RNA. RefSeq lists its product as uncharacterized. The record is from RefSeq and is a predicted model, not a curated record. The coding region runs from base 1 to 1026 and encodes 341 amino acids. The transcript has a single exon. Lineage: Eukaryota; Fungi; Ascomycota; Eurotiomycetes; Chaetothyriales; Cyphellophoraceae.
AUGAUCACGAUCUUAUCUCAGAUAUAUGAAGAGGAUUGCACUUCCACUUGCUACACGACGAGUGGAUGCUCGGAUUCAAACUCGGCUACUAGAAGUACCAAUGCCUGCACCUACUCGCCGUACUGGAACGACCCGGCUAUCGAAUCUUCGCUCAGCUCUUUGUUGGCACAAUUUCCGUUUACUUUCCCUGAGGCUGUCAAUAUUACGACCACUUCCACUCGUACAACCGGCAACAUUCUGAGUAGUACCUCUCGUUCUCAAAGCACAUCUACCUCCAAAAGUUCAUCUACCUUCAAAAGUACUGGUAUAUCUACUGCUAAGAGUUCAUCGACUUCGAAGACUACGAGUAGUCAAGCGAGUGCGUCCAAGACCUCGACGGAGCUUGAUGUACCUCCCAAGGCAACGCCUACCCUCUUGUUGGCAGCCAAACGGAAAAGAUGUCAUAAUGAGGGCCCUGAGGAGAAUUACAUUCCUCCGUUUCCGUACAAAAGACGUGAUACAGUCUUCUGUGCUGCUGAUCAAACUCCUAAAAGCGGCUUCGGUCUUUUCAAAUGGGAUGCGAUUGAUACAGAAAAGUUGAAGCAGGUUUGUGAAUCUUUGGUCAAUCGCAAGAUCGUCCUUAAAUACGAAGCCUUCUACCUGCAUAGUGACAGAUACGGAUUUGAUAAUGGCGAAUGCUAUAAACGGAAGGGCAAGGGUCUUGCCGAUGGGAACAACCUACGAGUUCUGUUCAGAGUAACAAAAGACAAGCGUGGUUGCUCAGGUGAAGGAACUUCCGAUAGCUGCAGGCUCAGCGAUGAUCCUUACUGCGAGAAAGACUUCUCGUUCGCGGACUACGGGGUUGACAAAUGCGUCCAGAAUUUCCAGAAGCUGAACAAGUGCAAGGGAAACACGUGGGACGACAAGUCUGAAUACGACACUGCGGGUGGAACUUACUACUACGACUGCGUCAGCUGGACUGUUGUGGCUAUGAACGCUGUCAGAACGCCUCCUGACACGGAUGAUCCCUUGCCAGAGGAUCCUUGA